This is a messenger RNA of Saccostrea cuccullata (small rock oyster), 447 nucleotides long. RefSeq lists its product as uncharacterized. Lineage: Eukaryota; Metazoa; Mollusca; Bivalvia; Ostreida; Ostreidae. The transcript is spliced from 4 exons. The record is from RefSeq and is a predicted model, not a curated record. The coding region runs from base 64 to 315 and encodes 83 amino acids.
CUGAAUGCUGACUUUGGCAAGGAAAACGACAAUGAAGCAGAGGUGAUUCUAUCAAAGACCGAGAUGCAGAAGAAAAGAACCCUGAAAGAUGUAAAGUUCUCAGAUCACUUGGGGGCCAUAGAAAAGAUCCCGACAGAAACAUAUCUUGGCAUAAGGAUUACAAUCAAUGGUGAAUUGUAUGGAUACGAUAUUCCAAUACCAGAAGGACAGAAAAUUUAUCCAGACAAAACAGUUGUAGAUCCAAAGAAAGAUUCCAUUAAUGUCAAGAUUUUCAAGGAAACCAAGUUCAGUCUUAAGAAAGCUAUGAUGAGAUAAACCAGAGAGACUGCAAUAUGCGACUUUUACACAUAAUAAAGACCAAUCUCAAGUGUGUGUGGUGUGAAAAGUAGUUCAUAGGUGGUGACAGUUAUUUACAUGUAUCCUUGCAUAAUUAAUUUCAGCAUUUUU